AUGCCGCUAGCCUGUGCACGCUCCUUCCUCUUUAGAGUGCUGCUGCUGUACACACUCUGCCUGCAGCCGGAAGCCUCCCUAUGCCUGCCCUCCUUCCGGCUGGGCCAUCCGAGCACGGCCGAGCACACCCACUCGCUGCCGCCGCUCGGCCCUCACCUGCCGUGCCGCCGCCGCCGCCUGGCCACCCACCACCACAGCUACAGCCAAGCGACGAGCAACACGGACACCGACGAUGCUGGGUUUGAGGAUGAAAACGGGCCGCCAGAGGGGGCUGCCAGCAGGGAUGGCGGCGGCGGCGCAACUACCGCCGCUGCGGCGAGCCUAGCGGCACCUGCGGAGCUACGUGGCGGCGUUCUUUCCAGCGGCGACGACGAGGGGCGGUGGCACGAUGCCAUGCACCGCGCCCUGAUGGAAUCGUUGCAGCCGCCGCGCUCGGAGCACCCCACCUGGUGGGGCAAGCGCUUCCACAACCUGCAGUGCCGCAUGGCUGAGGUGUUGGAAAGUCGGGAGGCUCAUUAUGCAGUCAUCGGGCUGGUACUGCUUGAUCUCGCCAUCGUGCUCACAGAGCUGGUGCUCUCCUCCUUCUACCCCUCCCCCGAGCUGGCGCCGCACCUGGUGCAUGUGGCGGAGGAAGCGCUGUCCUACACCUCCAUCGGCAUCCUGGCCAUGUUCAAUGCUGAGCUGCUGGCCAAGCUGCUGGUCUUUGGCUUCAAGUACUUCACACACUCCAGCUGGCACAUGUUUGAUGCGGUCAUCGUGGUGAUCUCCUUCACCCUGGAGCUCAGCCUGCGGGGCGUGGCACAGGAGGUCGCCUCCCUCCUCAUCUUCUUCCGCCUGUGGCGCAUCAUGCGCAUCAUGCACGGCGUGGCCGAGGCCAUGGAGCUCAACCACAGCCAGGAGCUGAGCGGGCUGCAGGCGCGGGUGGUGCACCUCGAGUCGGAGCUGUCUGUGAGCCAGCAGAGGGUGGAGGAGCUCGGCCAGCAGGUGGGGCUGCUGAAUGUGGCGGCGGCGGCCAAGGGCCUCGACCUGCAGUUCAUCCUGUCCACCGCCGCGUCCCAGCAGCAGCAGCUGGCGGCCACCGCGCAGCAGCAGCUGCUGGCGGCGGCUGCGGCCACCGCCUCCAAGGGCAUGGAGCUGCAGACGAUCCUGGCGGCGGCCGCAGCGCAGCAGCAGCAGGUGGCGGCCGCCGCGCAGCAGCAGCUGCUGGCCGCGGCGGCGGCGGCGGCGGCGGCUGGGGCGCCGCCUCCUGCGCCCCACUCCCCGCAAGACAGGGCUGCCGCCGUGACGAUUGCCUCGUCGACGGCGGCAGCGGCGGCGGCCAUGCCUCUGCUGAAUGGCGGCACCCCAUUGGGGCAGCCGGCGCAGCAGCACCAAGACGGACUGCCUGGCAGCCAGCGCAGCGGGCACUCCAGCGACCCUGCCGCGGCAGACGGCACUGGCUGA
This is a messenger RNA of Chlorella variabilis, 1443 nucleotides long. RefSeq lists its product as hypothetical. NCBI's taxonomy places the organism in Eukaryota, Viridiplantae, Chlorophyta, Trebouxiophyceae, Chlorellales, Chlorellaceae. Gene Ontology annotation, molecular function: voltage-gated proton channel activity. The coding region runs from base 1 to 1443 and encodes 480 amino acids. Gene Ontology annotation, cellular component: plasma membrane. The transcript is spliced from 7 exons. Gene Ontology annotation, biological process: proton transmembrane transport. The record is from RefSeq and is a predicted model, not a curated record.